GCUUCCGGUCGGCGGCUGUCUGCGGAAGGGUGUCCCGCCCCUUCCGCCUUUACAGCGGCGGCGGCGGCGGCGCCUGCGCGUCUUCUGUCCGGGUCAGCAGGCGGGUGCCCUGGGCCGUCCACCUGCGCGUUGCGGAGCCGCGCCCGGGGGGUCGAUGGCGAUGAACUAUAACGCGAAGGAUGAAGUGGACGGCGGGCCCCCGUGUCCUCCCGGGGGCACCGCUAAGACCCGGAGGCCAGAUAACACGGCCUUCAAACAGCAACGGCUGCCGGCUUGGCAGCCCAUCCUGACGGCUGGCACGGUGCUGCCCACCUUCUUCAUCAUCGGCCUCAUCUUCAUCCCCAUUGGCAUCGGCAUCUUCGUCACCUCCAACAACAUCCGCGAGAUCGAGAUUGAUUAUACCGGAACAGAUCCUUCCAGUCCCUGCUAUAAAUGUUUGUCUCCGAAUGUUACACCUUGUAUUUGUACCAUUAACUUCACACUGGACCAGUCAUUUGAGGGCAAUGUGUUUAUGUAUUACGGACUGUCUAAUUUCUAUCAAAACCAUCGUCGCUAUGUAAAAUCUCGAGAUGAUGGUCAACUAAACGGAGAUCCUAGUGCUUUGCUUAAUCCCAGUAAGGAGUGUGAGCCUUAUCGAAGAAAUGAAGACAAACCAAUUGCUCCUUGUGGGGCUAUAGCCAACAGCAUGUUUAAUGAUACACUAGAAUUGUUUCAGGUUGGCAAUGCAUCUGAUCUUAUGCCUAUUACUUUGAAAAAGAAAGGUAUUGCUUGGUGGACAGAUAAAAAUGUAAAAUUCAGAAAUCCCCCUGGAACAGAUCCCUUAGAAGAACGAUUCAAAGGCACAACAAAGCCAGUAAACUGGGUUAAACCAGUUUACAUGUUGGAUUCUGACGAAGAUAAUAAUGGCUUCAUAAAUGAGGAUUUUAUUGUUUGGAUGCGUACUGCAGCAUUACCUACUUUUCGUAAGUUAUAUCGUCUUAUAGAGCGGAAAAAUGAUUUACAUCCAACAUUACCAGCUGGACGAUACUAUUUGAAUAUCACAUACAAUUACCCUGUACAUUCGUUUGAUGGACGGAAGCGGAUGAUCUUGAGCACCAUUUCAUGGAUGGGAGGAAAAAAUCCAUUUUUGGGGAUUGCUUACAUCACUAUUGGAUCUAUCUCCUUUCUUCUGGGAGUUGUACUGCUAGUAAUUAAUCAUAAAUAUAGAAACAGUAGUAAUACUGCUGACAUUACCAUUUAAUUUUAUAUUCUGAAAACAAAUUUACUGCAUGUGCAUCAAGGCCAGUCCUGUUCAACCUAGCUUUCCAAUGCUGAUGUUCUGGUUAGUAUGUCGUUUUUGAAGUUGGCACAUAACAUUUUUUAAAAAGCAGUCUUUGUCUUCUGCUUCUUCCUUAUGGAUGACUUACGAAAAUAUAUGACGGGUAUAAACAGAUUCGCUAUGCUGAUCAUAUCAACACUGUAACUGCUGAAAUGGCAUUGUGAUGUUUCUUUUGUUGGGACAGGCUGUGUGAUGCGUAGAGCCUCUUUCAUGUGAAACACGUCUGCUGCUUAUACGUUUAUGCUGUGUUGAUAAUAUAUUGACAUGUGAUACUGUAUCUGUGUGCCUGUUGUGUGAAGAAUGGGAUUACAAGAUGUAUGAGUAUAACGACUUGCUAACCUUUCAGGAUCCAGAGUUACAAAAAGAUGAAGAAAGACCAAAUCUAAAUAAAACACUUCAUCAUUUUCGUGUGUCAUGUGUAAAGACUUCAAGUACCAUCUUUGUUGAGGUGAUUCCUGUAUUCAGCUUAUCCAGUACAGUUGUCAAGCUUAAAUUUGAUUUCAAAGGACAUGCUUAACCUGGCUAGCAUAGGAAUUAAUGCUCGUGUCUGAAGAGGUCAGGUGGAUCUCAGGAGAAUUUAAAAUUCCACUUUCCAUUUUGGCUAAGAUGUUGCAGUCAGGAAACUCUUCUUACUUGGCUCUUUUUACAUGUGACCAUUUCCCUUGAAGCUUACACUUCAUCAGGGAUCCAAGAAUAUAGGUGAGAUGGGAAAACUUCUUGGCAGACCUUGUCUUCUGUCUCAACUAUAAACCAGGUAUAAAUGUUCAAAGGAGACUGUUUUCAUUCUUGUGGUAUUUAACAUUCAGAAAUUUGCUUCAGCAUUGGAAAUACCUCAAGCUGUUUUUAAUUUGCAGGUAAGUGUUUUGACCUAAGUACUAAUAUUAUAUUUCUGAGAUUUUAGAAAACAGUAACCUUUAUUUCCUCUAUAUUUCAUCCAGUUUUUACAUGUAGGUCAAAUGUGGAUGUGUACGGACGUUCUCUUUAGUUACGGCACCAAUUGUUUUGGUUGGUUUUCUAAGACGUACUUUCAAAAGAAAUUCUUUAAAUUUCCUAAUUAAAUUCUGGAGAUUUUGGAGUCUGUACACGAUAAAUUAUAAUAUAUGUGCUUGAAGUUAUUUUAUUUUCUAUUAACUGGAAUUAUUUUUAAUAUUCCUUCUUGAAUAAAUGCUGUAAUUUGUUUGCUAUGGAACUGAUUCUUGAAUGUAAACUUAUUUUUUCACAUGCAUGAAAUGUAUGUCUUAAUCAGAGGUGGCUUAAUUGCAUUGAAAUGGCUAUUUUUUUUAGACUAAAAUAACUCAUGUUUGUAUAGAAAAAUGCCUGUUUGAAUUAAGAGUUUGUAAUGGUUUCCUUUGGUUAUAUUUUAAAUCAAAAGGUCUGUGUAAUGUAUCAAUUCUGACUACAUUUUUAAAAAAAAAUAAUGUAAUGGUAAUAGUAGAAAUGUGCCACACUUAAGUUUUGUACAAUAUGAAAUUCAGUUAAAAGAACCUGUAGUUCAUGCUUAACAGAAUAUUACUUGCAUGAGGUACUUAAUGUUUGGUCAUCCUGAAAUUUCUGAGUGCAUAGGGUAUUCUUUGUGUAAAACUGUUCUUUGUCAGUCCUUCAGAAUACGGUCAUUUAUUCUGAUAAUUGGCCCUUUUGCACAUGGCAGUGUGUUUUCUGGGAUAUAUCAGUAGGGGAGAGGGCUUCUCCCAGUAUUUGCAGACUGAGUUUGUGCUGUCUAAGGACUGCCAUCCUGCAUCUCCUUUUCUAACUGGGGGACCAGGAUUGCUGCUACAGAAAAGUCGAAGAGCCUCUCCAGCCCUUUGUCAUCUGUGGUGAAGAUGGAAUCUUAAAAGAUAUUUGGAGUUUUAUCUGUUUUUACAAAUACAUUGAUGGCCUAAGUUCUCCCUUGUCUGCUGCCAUUUGAGUUGUAAGGGAUCCCUGUUGCUAAAUACGAAGAACGUGGAACACUCAUGGCCUCUGUGACUGGGGGAAGGAAGGAAAACAUUUCUUUCUUAUGGGCUUUAUGCUCACUUUUUGGAAACACCAAUGUCAUACUCAGCUUUCAAAGAAUCAGAAUGCAUUUUAAGACAACUAGGUUGAGUAGAAGGCAUUGAAGAAUAUAUUAACUUGCUGGAAAUAAUUGUGAUACAUGAAAUUCCCAAUUGAUGGAAUUAUUUAAUACGUAAAAACUAAGAAAUUUCUUUGAAAUCAUAAAGCAGUUUAAAAAUAAAUUGGUAAAAAUAACUGUACUACCUAAUAGAGAACUAUUCAACCAAGAGAAGAGUCAAGUGACUAUUAUUUGUUUAUUGGUUGGUAAGAGUUUAUUUGUAACCUUGAUUAUAUUGAAAGAUAACUUACUGUUAGUAUAUUCUGUAUUAAUAAAAAUUAAAAAUAUUAAUUUUGCUAUGUUUAAGUGUCUUGCUAAAAUAACAGUGCCCCAGUAUUGUUAAUAUUUAGCUCUAAAUUUUAGCCCAAGCUCAAUGAGUCCAAGCUUUAACAUUUCCAUGCCUAGAUUUGAUUGCCAUCUGUAUGUGUAUCAGUCACUCUGACAGCAUUCAUUGCAAGAUGUAUCUACACUACUGAGCAGCAUCUGUUCUUAGGAAGUGGUCAGAUUACAACCUCAGUUAUAGGCAGACAGUCUAGAUUUGGUAUUAGAGCAAGGGAAAUUUUUGGUAAAUAGAAAAUGAAAAACUGGUAGGGAGGCAAGGGUGAUGAAAAUAAUGAAGAAGGUAGGGAGGGGGCAUAAGAAAUGAAAAGCCAGACUAGGAAAGAUGAGCAGCUGAGAGGUAGGCUCAAUGGUUGCUGUUAAGCCUCUCAUCUCCUGUCUUCAUGGAGACACUGCCUUCGUAUUACUCUGUCAUCCUGUGCUGGUUAAGCUGCAGAAUUCUGUUCUUUGUGAACCUGGUUAUUUUGAGGGGAGGAUGGAGGGAGUAAGGAAGUGCUGUUUCAAGGAGAAUUUGAUGCAUAAAUGUAGUAUUUGGAUAAUCUAGCAAAGUGUAUUAGAGCUGGUUUCUUGCCCAUGCCCUUCAGUAAACACAAAAAUCAUAUUUCCCCUAAUGUCAUUUGAAAUUUCAGAAUAAAUAUGUCUAAAAUCGA
Messenger RNA from Capra hircus (goat), 4396 nucleotides. RefSeq names its product transmembrane protein 30A (gene CDC50A). Lineage: Eukaryota; Metazoa; Chordata; Mammalia; Artiodactyla; Bovidae. The coding region runs from base 155 to 1240 and encodes 361 amino acids. Gene Ontology annotation, cellular component: Golgi apparatus; plasma membrane; endoplasmic reticulum. Gene Ontology annotation, biological process: phospholipid translocation. The transcript is spliced from 7 exons. The record is from RefSeq and is a predicted model, not a curated record.